AUGAGCAUGAGGUGGGACGAAGAGGGAACCUCGGCUCAUCCAUCGAUGAAUGGAAAUUUCAAGAUGACGAUCGAUCGAGUGACCGAGGGAUGCCGCUUGAUGGUGAAAAUGGGCAAUUCGGAGGACGUUCGGGAAGCGGAAGUGCUGUCGAUUCGAAAGACUCCUCACGGUUACAAGCUUUACGUGCACUACAUCGAAUGCAAUCGACGAUUGGAUGAAUGGGUGGACGAGCGAGCCCUUCGACUGGACACACUCAAGGCGGCGACGAAGAAUGUGCGCAAAGGAGCUGUGGCACCGAGGGAAAUGGUGACCCCAAUUGCUGAGACGCAACUGGAGACGAGCGUUGGAGCUCUUGUUCAAGACUUGCCGCAGAAGAAAAUGCCGACCAUUCAGCCGCCACCAGCUCGACGACCGAAAUUGGACGAAGAUGAGGCGCCAGCAAGUCCGACCCCCUUUCUUGCUCAUCAAGUGCAACCAUCAACAUCCGUGCCGCGAACAUCUGGAUCAAUGUCAAUGGUUGGGCACAGUGAAGAUGCGUUGACGAGGAUUCGAAACAUUGAAAUGGUCGAGUUGGGAAGGUUUCGCAUGGUUCCUUGGUACUUUUCGCCAUAUCCUGUCGAGCUCACACGAUUACCGGCGAUUUACCUCUGCGAGUUUUGUUUGAAAUUCUUGAAAAGUGCAACUUGUUUGAGGAGGCACUUGGAGAAGUGCAGAAUCAAGCAUCCACCAGGAAACGAAAUUUAUCGGAAUGACAAUCUUUCAUUCUUUGAAGUGGAUGGACGACGGAAUAAGUUCUAUGCUCAGAAUCUGUGCUUGCUGGCCAAACUCUUCCUUGACCACAAAACUCUCUACUACGACACGGAUCCAUUUCUUUUCUAUGUAAUGGCUGAGAAAGAUGAUCGAGGUUUUCACAUUGUCGGCUAUUUUUCAAAAGAAAAGGAAUCGGCAGAUGAGUACAAUGUGGCGUGCAUUCUCGUCCUACCGCCUUAUCAAAAGAAAGGAUAUGGUCGCCUGUUGAUCGAGUUUAGCUACGAAUUGAGCAAGAGGGAAGGUAAAACAGGAUCUCCGGAGAAGCCACUCUCUGAUCUUGGCCUUUUAUCAUAUCGAAGUUUUUGGUCAGCAACAAUUAUUGAGAAGCUCAUCGAGUACAAAACGACUUGGCAGGGUAAUGGUCAAGAGCGGCCAAUGCUUUCGGUUGUCGAUCUUUCAACUAUGACCUCAAUUAGGAAAGAAGACGUGAUCUCCACUCUGCAACAAUUGAAUCUCUACAAAUAUUAUCAUGGUCAAUAUGUGAUAGUUAUUACCGACGAAAUCAAACAUGUUUACGAGAAAAUGCAGCGGAAAAUCAAAGUGCGAAUCGAUCCGAGAAGACUCCAAUGGACGCCACGAGAUUGGGGAAAACGAAAAAUA
Molecule: messenger RNA, 1410 nt
Organism: Mesorhabditis belari
Lineage: Eukaryota; Metazoa; Nematoda; Chromadorea; Rhabditida; Rhabditidae
Source: the annotation of a GenBank genome assembly